AUGGCCAAGGAAGCUGUUUAUGAACUCCCUGCCUGUCCUGUCACAACCAUGGAGACCGUCUGUGCACUGUCUGCCCAUCCUGUUAUGGCCUCAGAGGCUGCUGUUAACCUCUCAGUGCUUUCUAUUUCAGUCCCACCCAGAUCCACCAUGGUGGUCUCCUGCCUCGUUUGCUCUGCUGUGGUGGCCUUCAGCUCCACCUGCACCACCCUGGUGGUCUUCAGCUUCGUCUGCUCCACCUUGAUGGCCUUCAGCUCCACCUGCACCACCCUGGUGGUCUUCAGCUUCUUCUUCACAUAUGAACAUGAAUGCCCAGACACAGAAGAGAAACAUGGAAAAAAACAAGGACACUCUGAUUCAGUCCAGAUGAAAAAUGACCAGACUGGAGUCAGCCAGGAUAUAAAAGCUGAAACACGUGCAAGUGUAUAUGCUCCUUUAUUGGCUCGAAACAUCAUCAGUGGAACAAUAAACUUUUAUGGCUCAAAUCCUGCAGGAAAUGAGACAGCAGAGGAACAGAGAGAAAAUCAAGUUUUGAGGCUGCAAAAAUUCUUGGAAACUCACAAAACCAACAUGAAGAAGAAAGUAGAACGUAUUUUUGAGUGCAAGAAAGAAAAUGAAGCACAUCUCGAGGCUGUUUACACAGAACUGUUCAUCACAGAGGGAGAUAUGAAAGAUGUCAAUCAGGAACACGAGUUUCUGAAAAAUUAUCAUGCUCUAAAGACCCAGAAAUCACAGGACAGACCAAUCAACUGCAAUGAUAUAUUUACAUUAUUAAGGAGAAAAAAUGAGAAAAAGAUUGUGUUGACUAAGGGCAUUGCUGGCAUUGGAAAAACUGUGUCUGUUCAUAAGUUCAUCAUGGACUGGGCAGAAGGAAAAGCCAAUCAGGAUAUAGACUGUGUGUUCAUGCUUCCAUUCCGAGAGAUUAACAGCAUUAAAGACAGAGAGGUCAAUCUUCAUGAGUUCUUACAAGUAUUUUAUAAAGAAUUGAAGGACCUGGCGAAAUCAAAGUUAUAUACGGAAUCUAAACUUGCAUUUAUAUUUGAUGGACUUGAUGAGAGUCGACUGCCUUUGAAUUUUGAAAGCGGUAUAUUGAACAGUGUUCAGGAAAGAUCAUCUGUAGAUGUGCUGUUUACGAGUCUGGUCAAAGGGAAUCUGCUUCCAUCAGCUCUUGUCUGGGUGACAUCACGCCCAGCAGCAGCCAAUCAGAUCCCUCCUCGGUAUGUAGGUUUGUUCACAGAGGUGCGAGGAUUCACUGACCAACAGAAGGAGGAGUACUUCAGAAAGAGAAUCACAGAUGAGACUCAAGCCUCCAGAAUCAUCUCACACAUUAAGACGUCUCGUAGUCUCUACAUCAUGUGCCACAUUCCUGUGUUCUGCUGGAUCACAGCCACAGUACUUCAGAAUAUUCCCAUUGAGAACAAUACAGAGAACAUCAGCACAACCCUCACUGAAAUGUACAUUCACUUCCUGCUGAUACAGAUGAACAUGAAAAAUCAGAAGUAUGAUGAACAAGAAGAAAGACAACGUACAAAGCACUUACAAUUAAAUAGAGAAAUUAUUUUGAAUUUAGCCAAGCUGGCGUUUGAACAGCUGAUGGAGGAACACAUUGUGUUCUAUGAGGAAGAUCUGGAAAAAUGUGGUAUUGAGGUGAAUGUAGACACUGAGUUCACAGGAAUGAUUGCUGAGAUCUUUAAGAAGGAAAAUGGACUUCAUGAGAUAAAGGUUUUCUGCUUUGUGCAUCUGAGUGUUCAAGAGUUCCUCGCUGCAGUGCAUGUUAUCAUCUGUUACAUGAACAAGAACAUGCAGGAGCUUCAGUUUUUCUUUGAUGAGCCAAAACAAAAUGUCACUUUGCAGGAGCUACUACAGAAGGCUGUUGAUAAAGCCAUGAAGAAUCAGAGAGGACAUCUGGACCUGUUCCUACGGUUUCUGAUGGGCAUUUCACUGAAAUCUAACCAAACCCUGCUCAAAGGCCUGAUCACCCACACUGAAGACACCACAGAAAGCAUUACACAAACAGCUGAAUACAUUAAAGGAGUCCAAAAUGAAUACAGUAUCUCAGAUGAAACUUCAGUCAACCUAUUUUUCUGUUUACUUGAGCUCAAGGAUCAUUCGUUAUAUGAGGAAAUCCAGAGUUACCUUAAUUCAGAUGAACAUCCAGGAAGAAAACUCUCAUCUUCAAUGUGCACAGUGCUGACCUACAUACUGCUGAUGUCAGAGAAGGUGCUGGAUGAGUUCAACCCAAAGAGGUUCACAUCAUCACCAGCAGACUACGAGAGACUCAUUCCAGCUGUGAGAUGCUGCAGAAAAGCCCUAUUUGACAGCUGUGGUCUUGAUGAAACAUGCUGUGAAACGGUGUCUUCUGCUCUACAAUCAUCAAACUCUCAUCUGACUGAGCUGGACCUGAGUAACAAUCACCUGCAGGAUUCAGGAGUGAAGCUGCUUUAUGAAGGACUGAAGAGUUCACACUGUCAACUGAACAUACUGAGGCUGUGUGGAUGUAAUCUCACUGAUCAAUCCUGUGGAAGUUUAUCUUUAUCCUCAAACUCUUUCCUGAGACAGCUGGACCUGAGUAACAAUAACCUGCAGGAUCCUGGAGUGAAGCUGCUAUCUGAUGGACUGAAGAGUCCAGACUGUCAGCUGGGGAUACUGACAUUUUCCAUUUGUAAUCUCACUGCUCACUCUUGUGAGAGUUUGUCAUCAGUUUUACAAUCAUCAAACUCCAUCCUGAGAGAACUGGACCUGAGUAACAAUGACCUGGAGGAUUCAGGAGUGAAGCUGCUUUCUGAAGGACUGAAGAGUCCAAACUGUCAGCUGGAGAUACUGAGGUUGUCUGGCUGUAUGGUGACAGAGGAAGGCUGUGGUUAUGUGUCUUCAGCGCUGAAUUCCAACCCCUCACAUCUGAAAGAGCUGGAUCUGAGCUACAAUCACCCAGGAGAUUCAGGAGUCAAGCUGCUCUCUGAAAAACUGGAGGAUCGAAACUGCAAACUGGACAAACUCAAUGUGGAUCAUGGCGGAGAAUCCAGGAUUACAGCAGGACUAAAGAAAUAUGACUGUGAUCUCACACUGGAUCCAAACACAGCAAACACUCAACUCAUUCUGUCUGAGGAGAACAGAAUGGUGACAUGUUUGGACAAGAAACAGCCGUAUCCUGAUCAUCCAGACAGAUUUAAUGUUUAUCCUCAGGUGUUGUGUAGAGAGAGUGUGUGUGGACGCUGUUACUGGGAGAUUGAAUGGAGUGGAGAUGAUGGUGUGUAUUUAUCAGUGUCAUAUAAGAGCACCAGCAGGAAGGGAGAGGGUGAUGAGUGUUGGUUUGAAUGUAAUGAUCAUUCCUGGAGUUUGAUCUGCUGUCCUGGGAGAUACUCAUUCACACACAAUAAGAUAGUGACUUGUCUCCCUGUAGAGCCUAUCAUCGGCAGUAGAAUAGGAGUGUAUGUGGAUCACAGUGCAGGAACUCUGUCCUUCUACAGAGUCUCUGACACAGUAAGCCUCAUUCACACAGUCCAGACCACAUUCACUCAACCGCUCUAUCCUGGGUUUAAGGUUUAUUAUAAAUCAUCAGUGAAGCUGUGUUGAUUAAUCAGAAUAGAUUGAUGAGAGAUUCUACCCAUAAUGCUUUGAGCUGCAUAAUA
This is a messenger RNA of Sinocyclocheilus anshuiensis, 3626 nucleotides long. RefSeq names its product NACHT, LRR and PYD domains-containing protein 3-like. Gene Ontology annotation, molecular function: protein binding. Lineage: Eukaryota; Metazoa; Chordata; Actinopteri; Cypriniformes; Cyprinidae. Bases 1 to 3570 code for a protein of 1189 amino acids. The record is from RefSeq and is a predicted model, not a curated record. The transcript is spliced from 11 exons.